AUGUCUGCUUCUAGUGCAUGGAGUACCAUCGAGUCUGAUCCAGGAGUAUUUACCGAGUUGAUCGAAAAGUUUGGAGUCAAAGGGUUGCAAGUGGAGGAGUUGUGGUCGUUGGACUCGGAAACAUUAUCGGAAUUGAAACCAAUUUAUGGCUUAAUCUUUCUAUUUAAAUGGGUGGGUGAAAAGGAUGAAAGACCUGCUCUUGAACAAGCUCCAGAAAAUAUGUUUUAUGCUCAACAAAUCGUUACAAAUGCAUGUGCUACACAAGCUAUCUUGUCAAUUUUGAUGAAUAUUGAUACAACCACAGAAAAAGUUGAUCUCGGAGAAGAAUUGACUCAAUUCAAGUCAUUUUCCUUGGGUCUACCUGCUGAUGUAAUCGGAGAAACUAUUGGAGCUAGUGAAAUGAUCAAGGAGGCCCACAAUUCAUUUGCAAGACCUGAACCUUUUAUUAUUGAAGAGAGCAAAAAACCAAAGAAAGACGAAGAUGUUUUCCACUUUAUUGCUUAUUUACCUUUCAAAGGAAAUUUGUAUGAACUGGAUGGCCUGAAGGGAGGACCUAUUUUGCUUGGAGAAUGUACUCAAGAAAAUUGGUUAGAAAAGGUUGUUCCAGAAAUUCAAAAUAGAAUUAACAAGUAUGCUCAAACAGAGAUUAAGUUUAAUUUGAUGGCUGUCGUCAGAAAUAGAAAAGAUGUGCUUUUGGAAGAAUUAAAUAGCCUUCCUCAAACUCCAGAAAAUAUGGAUAAGAUUUCAAUUUUGCAAGAGAAGAUCCAAAUGGAAGAGGAGAAACUAUCAAAUUGGAGACAAGAAAAUGCACGAAGAAGACAUAACUAUGUGCCAUUCCUUGUCAACUUGUUAAAAGUCUUGGCCGAAGAGAAAGAGCUUCUUCCACUUGUUGAACGAGCAAAAGAGCAAGCAGCUGCUAAAAAGUAA
This is a messenger RNA of Naegleria lovaniensis, 927 nucleotides long. RefSeq lists its product as uncharacterized. Gene Ontology annotation, biological process: protein deubiquitination; ubiquitin-dependent protein catabolic process. Gene Ontology annotation, molecular function: cysteine-type deubiquitinase activity. The record is from RefSeq and is a predicted model, not a curated record. NCBI's taxonomy places the organism in Eukaryota, Heterolobosea, Eutetramitea, Acrasida, Naegleriidae. Gene Ontology annotation, cellular component: cytoplasm. The coding region runs from base 1 to 927 and encodes 308 amino acids. The transcript has 2 exons.